Molecule: messenger RNA, 5575 nt
Organism: Oncorhynchus nerka (sockeye salmon)
Lineage: Eukaryota; Metazoa; Chordata; Actinopteri; Salmoniformes; Salmonidae
Product: rho GTPase-activating protein 39-like
Exons: 10
Coding region: 148-4080 (1310 amino acids)
Biological process (GO): signal transduction
Cellular component (GO): cytoskeleton; cytoplasm
Molecular function (GO): GTPase activator activity; protein binding
Source: RefSeq, a predicted model, not a curated record
GCAGAGGCGGAGACUCCAUAUCGGAAUUACUACGGGACAACUGUCUCGUGUUCAUACCGUCCAACAAGGUGGGAAAAUUAACAUGAAUAAGUAAACAAGUUACAUUAUGCAAGACCUGGGCAACGCAAUGCUUACAAUGUGAAAACAAUGUCUGGGAUAAGUCCUGAUUGGGUGGAGAUCCUGGAGCCACGCUCUCGAGAGCACAUGUACCUGAACCUGGCCACCAGCGAAUGCGGAUGGGACCCUCCUUUGGGCACCGCCAUUCGUCAGGCCGAUGGUAAACAGUGGUGGGAGCUGUUUGACCCCCAGAGCGGCCGCUUCUACUACUACAAUUCCGUGGAACGGCGGACUAUCUGGCACCGACCCCAGGGGGGUGACAUAGUGCCCCUGUCUCAGCUACAGGCUAUAAAGCACUGUUCUGAGGCCAAGCGGGCCGGGGAGAGCAGAGAGAGGCACCAUGGGGCGGGGAGUACAGGGAGCCAGGGAUGCCGCACCCCUCUUCCAGAGCACCUAGGGGCAGGGAGCCUCGGGAGUACAGGGAGCCAGGGAUGCCGCACCCCUCUUCCAGAGCACCUAGGAGCAGGGAGCCUCGGGAGUACAGGGAGCCAGGGAUGCCGCACCCCUCUUCCAGAGCACCUAGGGGCAGGGAGCCUCGGGAGUACAGGGAGCCAGGGAUGCCGCACCCCUCUUCCAAAGCACCUAGGGGCAGGGAGCCUCGGGAGUACAGGGAGCCAGGGAUGCCGCACCCCUCUUCCAGAACACCUAGGGGCAGGGAGCCUCGGGAGUACAGGGAGCCAGGGAUGCCGCACCCCUCUUCCAGAGCACCUAGGAGCAGGGAGCCUCGGGAGUACAGGGAGCCAGGGAUGCCGCACCCCUCUUCCAGAGCACCUAGGGGCAGGGAGCCUCGGGAGUACAGGGAGCCAGGGAUGCCGCACCCCUCUUCCAAAGCACCUAGGGGCAGGGAGCCUCGGGAGUACAGGGAGCCAGGGAUGCCGCACCCCUCUUCCAGAACACCUAGGGGCAGGGAGCCUCGGGAGUACAGGGAGCCAGGGAUGCCGCACCCCUCUUCCAGAGCACCUAGGGGCAGGGAGCCUCGGGAGUACAGGGAGUCAGGGAUGCCGCACCCCUCUUCCAGAGCACCUAGGGACAGGGAGCCUCGGGAGUACAGGGAGCCAGGGAUGCCGCACCCCUCUUCCAGAGCACCAUGGGGCAGGGAGCCUGGGGCACCGCACUUCUCUCCCAGAGCAGGAGAACUCCGUCCCCAAAACCCCUGAGACCCACAGUGAGAGUGAGACCACGGACAUAGGACCAGCUGAGGGAGGCAGCAGCUCGGACGGAACCGAGGAGUCACUGAAGGAGCUCUCUCAGAGAUGGCAGCCUUCCCCAGUGUCUAAGGCAGCCAUAUUGGUCAACGUGAACAGUGUCAGUCGGAUCCAGCCUGGAGGCCCAUCUAGCCCGGCCCUGCAACUCCGUCACCAUAACACACACACCAAGCCCAGUGGCAACCAGACCUUCACCCUCCUCCCCGUCAGCAGCAAGCCCCCGUGGGCCCACUCCUGCAUUGCCCAGGGCUACAAGACCGCUCCCUCUGGCAAGAUGGCCGCCGAUGCCCACCACCUAAGGAAGACGGGCAAUGGAAGCUUCUAUCUGGUGUCCUCUGACCCUCUCCAAACGCCAGGCAAUCUAAGGUCCCAGCUCAGCACCCCCAGGUCAGUGUCACCCCAGUAUGCCUCCACACUUCCCCUCUACGAUGACGAGGGAUCACAGUGUCCCAUCUAUGAUGAGCCUCCUGCGGACAUGGAGGUGGAGGGGGCUAACCUCCAUAAUGGGCCUGGUGGUCUGUCCCGCCUCACCCCCACACACAGCCUGCAGAAGCUCAGGCUCCUCCAGCACCCUGGCCCCUCUCACUCAAUCUCUAGGCACAAGAGGAACCCCUCUGACUACAGUCCUGCUGGCCUGGAGGGCAUCAGGCACAUGGUCAAUGUGGAUCCCAAACAGGCCCUUCUGUCCACCUCCGCUGGCCUCAACCGCACCCCCACCCCACGGCCGGACCCCCUCUUGGCCCAGCCCCAGAGGGAGUCAGGGACCCCAGUGAUGCCAGGUAUCCUGGAGAAGAAGCAGACAUGGCGGGCCCUGGAGGCCAGUGUGUUGAGGGCAAUGGAGGCUCGCCACAACAGGCAGAGCAGCAAGGACUUCCACACACCUCCAGGGCCCCGGACCACCAUCACCUACCAGGACUCUGGCUACUCCACUGGGCCCUCACCCAGCCUGAGGAGGAAGAGCCGGCGGAGGGUGGGGGCCGGGGGGAGACCAGGCUCAGUGGGCAGCAGCGGGGACCUGUGUGCCCUCAACGAGAGGCUGAUGUUGGAGAUGAGGGAGGUGGUGAGCCGCUCCAACACCAUGAGGGAGAUGAAGGCUGGAGGCCUGGGGGCGCGAGAAGACGUCCACUCCGCCAGCCGUUUGCUGAGCGGGGUAGGUAAUCAUAGCAUCCCGGCCCUGGCGCCGCUGGAGAUGACAGGAAGGCAGAAGAGGACCUAUGAGAAGGUGGACAGCCUGAAGAAGAGCAUCACCAGCCAAGCCAGCCUCUCCUCACCAGACACCCCCGGAUCCCCCUUACAGGUGGGGACCCUGGAACUGAAGGCUCAGUUGGACAGCAGGAAGAAAGGUACGGUAGAUGGACAAACAGGCUCACUGGGCCCCCACCACCAACUCUCCGUCUCCCAUGACAACAGAGAGGGAGGAGGAAUAGGAGGCUCCUACCACCAGCUCUCUUACGCCACACUGCGCCAGCCCCCGACCACAGACACCUCAGGCAUGGCGGACUGGGCCAGCAAGCACCUGAACAUGCACACCCAGGGCCUGUUCCGCCGCCGUGUCUCCAUCGCCAACAUGCUCUCCUGGAACCGCGGCUCCAUCAAGAAGCCCAUGCUGGUGACCAGCGACCGCGCUGUGAGGAAGGAGGCCUGUGAGAUGUUCAAGCUGGUCCAGGCCUACAUGGGAGACAGACCCUCCCGCCUAGACCGCCGUCACACUGCCCUGCUCAUCAUCACUAAGUGCUGGGGCACGCAGGGCCUGAGGGACGAGCUGUAUGUGCAGCUGGUGAGGCAGACCACGGGCAACACCAGCCCAAGGAGCCUGGCUGCAGGCUGGGAGCUGAUGGCCGUCAGCCUGGCCUUCUUUGCCCCCUCGCCCAAGUUCCGCUGCUACCUAGAGGGAUACAUCCAGAGGCACUCGGAUCCGAGCAGCGACAAGAAGCAGGUGACUCAGUUCAUACUAGAGCAGCAAGACAUGAAACAGAAGAAGAACUCAAAGUCCAGAAAGAAACGGAAACAGAAUACAGAUGAAGAAGGUCUACCUAUCAGCUCGUACGCAAAGUUCUGCUAUCGCAAACUACAGAAAGUGGCCGUAACUGGAGGCAAAAAGGGUCUUCGUAAGCCCACUCUGGAGGAGAUUGACCACAGCAGACGGGCCAUCGUGACCCCCUCCCUGUUUGGCAGCUCCCUGGAUGAGGUGAUGGAGCGCCAGAGUGAACUCUUCCCAGACAGGAAGCUACCCUGGGUACAGGUGCAGCUUUCCCAAUACGUCAUGGCACUGGGAGGGGCCCAGACCGAGGGCAUCUUCAGGGUGCCAGGAGAUAUCGAUGAAGUCAACGCACUUAAGCUUCAGGUCGACCAAUGGAGGAUCCCAGAAAACCGCUCAGACCCCAACGUACCUGCCUCCCUUAUGAAGCUUUGGUAUCGUGAGUUGGAGGAGCCUCUCAUCCCCAUGGCCUUCUACAAGCAGUGUGUCAGUAACUAUGAUGACCCUGUGGCAGCUGUCAAUGUUGUCCAAUGCCUGCCUGAGCUCAACAGACUGGUGCUGUGCUACUUCAUCCACUUCUUGCAGGUGUUUGCUCAGCCUGCCAAUGUGUCUGUUACUAAGAUGGAUGUCAAUAACCUUGCCAUGGUAAUGGCCCCAAACUGCCUCCGCUGCCAGUCUGAUGAUCCACUAAUCAUCUUUGAGAACACACGCAAGGAGAUGUCCUUCCUGCGCAUGCUCAUCGUUCACCUGGACACCACUUUCAUUGAGGGUGUUGUAUAGACUGACUCCUGCCUUCCCUGACAUCACAUGCCCCAUGGUCACAGAGAGAUUCACUCUGCUUUUCUGUAUGAAGCCUGCCCCACUCCAUUGACUGGUCUGAAAGCACGAAGCAGCAACACAUGCACAUACACUGGAAAAUCAUACUAUAUGUUACGAAUUUGUUGUGCUUAAUAUCCUGGAGUGCAUCUUUAAUACUGUCACUUGAUAUUGGACCCACCCUCUGGUCUACUGUCUGGCUGCAGAACAAUACAUACUGUAUGUGCUGACUGCAGAGGAGAUAUUGUGCUCUUUGAUGGAAACCCCACAAUGAUGACACUCAAAAAGACUACAAAUGACUUCACAUCAUAGGUACCGGUUUUUAUCCAGUUCGUUUUGAUGACUUUUUUUUAACUGCAUGUAAAAAUCUAAAUGUCCUUAUGACUGAAUGUGAAGUGCUAUUGUUUCACUGGAUAUGUGCGCUGUGCAUAAGGAGUUUCAUAUAGUUUGUAUAGGACUUUGUCAUCAGGAAACAGGGCAACUGACAAACAGACCCGGGGUCCCUGCCUUAUUUAUAUCUACAUAGAAACCAUGUUGAUAUUUGGCCUCUUUUGUCAGGCUGUGUGUGUGUUUUUGGGUGCGUGUGUGUGAUGAGGGGGAAAAUAUAUUUAAAAUGUCUCAUUGGAAAUAAGCUUGCCUGUGAUGUUUUAGUAGUUGUAUUAACAAGAGCCUGCAUUAGUCUCAAUGCUAUGUUGAUGCUUUUAUCUGAAGUGGCAGAGUACCACCACAGCUAUUUUAAUAUACUGUACAGUCAGAGCCUACGUGUCAAAGUACAAACUGUAAGAAAUAAGACCAUGUGUUUUGGAGCUUAUGUAAAAUGCCCUUUUUUAGUGGUCUGUGGAGAGAGUGUUCUGCACUAAAAACCUUCUGGUGUUAAACUGCUGAGGAAGGAGGUUGUAAAUGUAUACUGUCUGGUACAUGUAUGUGUUGUACUGUACUGUGUGUAUGGGAGAUCUAUUCAAGGCGAUAAACCAAUAUCUCAUUGAAAAGAGGCAUAAACAAAUGUAUAAAGUACUACUGUCACAUUUUCUUUGUGGUCUAUAGAUCUUUUGGCUCAGGUGUUCUGUUACAACAGUUUUAGUGAUAACUGCUCUCUGCUUCCCGGUCUCCUGAAAGUCAGAUUUUUACGUGCUCCAAAACUAUGGAUGGGGCACUCUGGUGAUGCAGAUAAGACUGUCCCUGAAGGCUUUGCUCAUGUAAAUAAUGCUUGUAAAUAGUCAAAUCUAUGGGUGUCUUUUUUUAAAUGAUCCAGGGUAAAGGUGAAUAUUUCUGUUGCAUAGAGAAAAAAAACAGGUGUUUUUGUUGGUUUUUUAAUUACUGUUAAUUUCCUUUCUGUUAACUUGCCUUUGAAAAUAGUACUGAUUCAACCACUCGUGUGUGUGUUUAUUAUGUGAACAUAACCUCUGUUACUCUAUGGAAGGAUUGUUCAUGAAAAAUAAAGGUUUGUUUCUUUGUAGAA